CCAGCACGGAAAGCUUACUGUUAUUUCAUGAAUCUAUCGAGGGUAUUUACAAAUGACAGGGAUCAAUGCACUACCAUGUUCGUACGUUUUAAUCAGUAAUGAAGAAAUAGGUACAGAAAACACACAAAAUGUGAAGUUCCUAGAACUAGUUAUCUUUUUGGAUUUUAUUUCGACCUUGCAUGUUCUUUAGUUCUUUAAUUAAGGGUGUUGUGACAGUUUUGAUUUAUAUUUCCUGGCCUAUUUCAUAUGUUUGGAUGUCGUUGUUGAAACUGUGACAGAAAUAUGGGAGCUAAACCCAGUAUCCCAGUGGUGCAAUUACCACGGGAUACGGUUGUCAUAGUAACUGGUGCAAAUUCAGGAAUCGGUUAUGAAACAGCUAAGUACAUCGCAAUGAUGGGAGCUAAAGUGGUUCUGGCUUGCAGAGAUGAACAGAAAGCGAACGAGGCAAUGAGGCGAAUGGAUGCAGAAUUUCAAGAGGAGAAAAGACGUAACUCAAUGAACAUAAUAAGAGAUGACCAUCUAGCUGUAGAAUUCAUGAAGUUAGAUUUGGCCUCUUUGGAAUCCACAAUGAAUUUCAUCAACACAUUCAAAGCCAAAUACAACCGACUGAAUCUCCUUAUUUGCAAUGCUGGUGUUUACUCUAAAAAUAAAGUGAUGACGGAAGAUAAUUUUGAGUUGACAUAUCAGGUGAAUUAUCUGGGACAUUUUCUUAUUGUCGCUCAUCUGAUUCCUCUUUUGACGAAAUCGGGAAAGGACUGUCGCAUCGUAUUUGUUUGCAGUGAAGCACACCAUAAAGCAAAGUUUGACGUUAAUCUCGCCGAAAACGGUAAAACAAGUCCUUUUGACGCCGACUCCAUAUAUAACAAUACGAAGCUCUUUCAGAUUAUGCAAAUGUACUAUGUUGAUAAGAUUCUUCUUGAUUCGGAUGUGGAAGUUUGCUGCGUAAAUCCUGGAACCGUAGACACGGAACUGUUCAGGAAUGCACUACCAGAAGGGCAGCCAGGGGUUCGAAAGUUUUGCAUGGAUUGCUUUGGUAAAAUUAAAAUAAAAAGAUCCUGA
Molecule: messenger RNA, 1059 nt
Organism: Saccostrea cuccullata (small rock oyster)
Lineage: Eukaryota; Metazoa; Mollusca; Bivalvia; Ostreida; Ostreidae
Product: WW domain-containing oxidoreductase-like
Exons: 7
Coding region: 283-1059 (258 amino acids)
Source: RefSeq, a predicted model, not a curated record